GGACCGUAGAAGAACUGGGAUUGUUUCUCUUCCCCUGUGGAUGUGAGAAAAUGUGAAACUGAACUUCUUUGGGCCGGAGAUGGGGACGCUGUGCUCAGGGCUCACCGGAAUGUAAAGUCCGGGUUCUGGGUCGCUGUUUUGUCCGCUGGGAAAUGGACGAGAUAAGCCCUUUGCUGGGACACCAGCACCAGCAGAGCCCAGACCUCCUGUCUCCCAACCUGAGGCCGCGGCACCAGGACCUGAUCCCCACGCCAUGCGGCCCGAUCAAGUCGUGGGGGGAGCUGUCGUCCCUGCUGAAGCUCUACUUCUGCUUCACCAUCGCGUCCCUGUUGGCGCUGCUGGGCCUCACCGGCUACAGCAUCUACCAGCAGCACAUGGACACGGACAUCAGCGACGAGGACAACUUCACCGUGUCCCUCAUCCAGCUGGUGGGAAUAUUGUUCUGCAUCUACUACACCAGCCGAGGCGUCCUGCAGGAGAACCGGCAGGAGCUGAUGGCCUUCGUGCUCAGCGUGCUGGUGGUCAUGAUCCGGUCCGUGGUCAACUUCUCCGUGGUGGGGUCAAAGGGCAAGCAGGGCCUGCUGCUGAAGGUUCGAUUCUGGAGCAUCGUGUGCCUGGGAGCCGUGCACGUGUUCUGCACCGUCCUCCUCAUCCGCAGGCCCAACAUGAUGGCCUUCCGGGUGGGCGGCGCCCUGGAGAGCGUCCAGGAGCAGUACUUCCUCCUCAACCUGUGCUUCUCCAUGGUGACCUUUGACCUGCAGGCCCAGCUGUGCCUCUGCAUCCUGAUCACCACGCUGGACUCCUCCAUGUCCGCCGCCAACUCGCUCAUCCUGGGCGUGGGCGUGGCCUGGGCCGUCCUGACCGCCGCCGUGGGCGCCGUGGCGGUUUUAAAGGAAGUCAAGCUCCUGGUUUGGGUCUUCAUGGUCAUGAAUCUUCCCCAAGUGGCCUACUUUGUUUACCUAAUGUACACGGUGGUGGAGAAAUGGUUCCAUGACAGCACGUACACGCUGGAGGCCGCCGCCGUCACCGGAGCCUCCAUCUCCCUGCUCAUCAAAGCCGCGCUGUGGGGGGGGCUCUACAGGCUGGUGCGCAACUUCGGACAGGGCCUGAGAGAGAGAAUGUUUGCCUCCAGCUGCUGACGCGCCCACAGCUGUCCGUGGGCCGAGGACGGCGCUCUAAACACCUGGAGUUGUUUUUUUUAAACUAACCCAGCAUUAUUUCCACAUUCAUUUACCCCAAUGUGUCCAUAAUUUCUGAGAUUGAAUCAGAGUUUGUCUGGUUGGAAAAGUGGAAGAAACGCCGGCGUUGUUCGUCUUUCGCAAGGGACCAUUAUUUGUACUCUGGCUCUAAAUGUAAAUCUAAUGUUGUUUGAUAAUGUUUUUUUUAAAGUGACCUACAUCCUCCAGUGUUUUCUGGGAGCCCGCCUAGUGAUUCACAUCCGCUUGUGUCUUCUACUGAACUUUCUGCUGCACUUUAAUGCACCCAAGUGGUUUUUCUAAUGAAAUAUUCUUAAUAUUAAAA
Molecule: messenger RNA, 1521 nt
Organism: Menidia menidia (Atlantic silverside)
Lineage: Eukaryota; Metazoa; Chordata; Actinopteri; Atheriniformes; Atherinopsidae
Source: the annotation of a GenBank genome assembly